UGGUACAUGGACUGGCUGAACUCGCCUUGGCUUAAAGCUCUGGGCAGCAAAGUGUCGCUGUUGAUGUCAGUGACGCAGCCAGACGGAGAUCUGCGCCUGAGCAGACUUUGACAGUCCUUCAGAUUUGCGCUUGACCUGCAGGAUUUGUAGUUUGAGAGGCACCUGGAUUGAUAGGGAUCGACACGCCGAGUCAGAACAGACAAAAUGAUCUAGAUUUAUUAUCUUAAGUGAAGACAAGCUUUUUCGUUUCUUUUAGAGCACGAUUGGGUGUCUUUUACGCAUGCAUACCUCCAGGACGCAAUACUUUUAGGGAGAAAACCUUUCCAAGUGACAAAAUUGGAGCCAUGGUUGGUUUUACGCAGAGCACAAAUAUGCCGAUUAGACUGUCUGGGACACUUUUGUUUGGCGGAGUCUGCAUUUUUUCUGAGAUCUGAUAAUAUGUGAUAUUCCUGCUGCUGGUGGAAACGUAUAAUCCCUCCCUGAUUACCGCUCACAGAUGGAUUGCGUCCUGUUGGAGAGCCGGGUGACAUCAGGGCCUAGUCAAAUUAAUUUAGCCGCUAUGCUUGCGUCUUGAUUGCUGAACGGAAGCCAUUUAGGGCAGACAGUCUUCUGCGCGCCGGCGGGACCUCAGCUUCUCCAUCGGUGCCAACAUGAGAAGAACUGUACUCAAAGAAGCCGCCAAGCGAUUCCCCUGGCUGGCCAAUGUGACUUUGUACGGGUGCUUAUUCGCCGGUGGUGACCUCGUCCAUCAGCUCAUGGCUCAGAAGGAGCGUAUGGACUGGAAACACACUCGCAACGUUGCCAUCGUGGCAAUUAGUUUCCAUGGAAACUUUAAUUACUUCUGGCUCCGAGCCUUGGAGAGACGUUUCCCUGGAAAGUCUGCCGGGAUGGUUUUCCGCAAACUCUUGCUGGAUCAAAGCUUCGCCUCGCCCUUGGCCACCAGUGUCUUCUACACGGGAGUGAGCUUCUUGGAGGGUAAGGAGGAUAUCUUUGAGGACUGGAGGGAGAAGUUCUUCAACACCUGGAAGACUGGACUCAUGUACUGGCCAUUCAUGCAGUUUCUGAACUUCGCCCUGAUGCCGUUGCACAUGCGAACGGCCUUCAUGGGUUGCUGCGCCUUCCUGUGGGCCACCUUCCUGUGCUUUUCAAGGCAGAGCGGCGACGGCACUGCCGCCGUGGCUCUGGCGUUUCUCAUGGACCCCCGUAAAACUCUGGAGGAGAUGCGUGAGGCCCGGCUGGCCCGAAAGAAACGAAAAGCCCAGAGAGAAAACUAAAGAGAGGAGGAGAAGGACACAGCUUCUGUCAUCUAGGCUUCUGAGCUUUGAUAGCAGGACAGAGGGGUUAUCUAAAUCUGUUAAACUAGCAUCCACAAACUGAAAGCACUGUGGACAGCUGAAAAGCUAAAGAGUGAAUGUAAACUGUGUCACUGAUGCAGAUUUCAAACACCAGUGUGAUUAAUAACACUAUGACUCUUUUUAACGGUAAGUGUUUGGUACAAGCCCUCUAAAGUUAUGAAAAUGUAAUUCUUGACAGCUAAAGAGACCAAAGAAACACAAAAUGCAGUCUAAGACGACAGUCUAAAACCAUAAAGAAGCUGUUGUCUUAAGUGUAACCCAUUAUACCUAAAGUGUUAGAUAAAACAAACAAAAUACAAAGAAUUAUUCUAUUUCUAAAACAUCAUCUGUAAUAGAGCUAAAAAGAAUCAGUUUUGUCCUGAGGGUGGUGCUGGAGUAACAGUCAGGAGGAUCAUUAUAAUCAAACAGAUCCAUCCUCAGGUGAGCAUGAUGGCCCGUCAGCUCACAAGAUCCUGAUAUUUGUUGUGUAAAAGUGAAUAUUUUGGCUGAAAGGAGCUGAGGUCAGCGGAUUUAUAGGAUUCACCCUUAGGGAGCUAAAUAUAUUUAUGUACACUACUGUUCAAAAGUUUGGGGUCGCCCAGACAAUUUCCUGUUUUCCAUGAAAACUCACACUUCUACUCAUGUGCUAACAUAACUGCACAAGGGUUUUCUAAUCAUCAAUUAGACUUUCAACAUGAUUAACUAACACAAUGUAGCAUUAGAACACAGGAGUGAUGGCUGCUGGAAAUGGGCCCCUGUACCCCUAUGUAGAUAUUCCAUUAAAAAUCAGCCUUUUCCAGCUACAAUAGUGAUUGACCAAACUGGUAAUGUCUAGACUGUAUUUCUGAUUAAUUUAAUGUUUUCUUCAUUGAAGAAAAUAGUUUUUCUUUCAGAAAUAAGGACAUUUCUAAGUGACUUCAAACUUUUGAAUGGUACUGUAAAUGCAGUAAGGUCUUUACCAACCACAUUGUAAUUACUGAAGUAUUUUUUGUAGACCAACACUAAAAUAGCUAAAAUGGAGUUCAGGGCCAAGUGCUCAAGCUUAUCAUACAUUGUUUACAGCGGUAGUGAUGUAUAAAUGAUGACUCUGACUCCACACCUCAAAGGUUUCAGUUGAAACAAGACUGAGCCAACAUACAUAAUGAGCAUUUCAGUUGUGAUAGAAGGCUGUUGCUAGUUGUUGUGCUGGUGGCCCUGGUUUGAAUAAGCCCAUGGUGCAUUGUAGCUCCUGAGACCUAAAUUAAGGGCUUCUUGUUUCUGCAGUACACCUGUUGUGCCUUUUCUUGGUGACAAAUCUGCCCUGACUACAGGUCUAUGAGCUGCUGUGUUUGGCUGACUGAUGGUAGUCAUUAGUAAUCAGUACAAUAAGAUAUGUAUGUUUAUAAUUUUGUGCGUGUUUUAAAUUAAUUUGCUUUGGGAUGCACUGAUGUAAUCAGACUGACGUCUGAAAAUCUGAAUGUUUUGGGAUUGUGAAUGUGCUCAGUAAUCUGCCCAGAGAACUUUGAAAUAAAUGAUGGUGGUGCUAGAGGAAAAGUCAGGGUGUUCAGCAGAAACAUACGGGGAUAAUGAACAUCUACAUCAGAUUUACAUUCAUUUUCAUCAGUACACUUUCUCACAAGUGUUCCAGGAGAAAACUGUUUGUGAUGGUGGUGCUUUAUGAAAGAAGGAAAUAAUUUGGUGGGAUUUACAGUUCUAGAGAUGCUGAGGGUCUGAGUUGGACAACGGAAGAGAUCAUUAUUCAGGAAAUAUUGGUGUUCAUUUCUGUCAGUUAGAUGAGACAAUUUGAACACUACAACCACAAAUAUAUUGUUUUUGCAGCAUAGUUGCAAUAACUGAGCUUAGUUCCUUGCUUCUGGUCUAAGCUACCUGCCCACUGACUGUGGUUUAUUAUUAUUAGUGAACAACUUCUGUCUAACUGUAAGAAGCAAAUAAGCACAUCCCCUGGAAAGUCCAACAGUCAGCUUAAUACUCUCAAUCAAAAGCACCUGUGAUGUAUUAAUGCAAAAUGUAUCAGUGCAUCCCACUUGUGUUGUGUCUCCUAUGUUUGAGAUGUGAAGAUACAGUAUUAUGAUCCUGUCCUCUUACUUGAACCAUCUAAUAGGUUGCCAUCAGCCCAGAUACCUUAUUGUGUACCGCAUCACUUACCUGAGCCAGACUCAUUAUUCACUCUUGUUUAGAUUUAGCGAAGCUUAAACACUUUCAUUUUUAUUUAUCAAAGAGAUUUGAUGAUUGUAUCACUGGAUAUACCCAUAUUAUAACAGAAAGCAAAGCUGAAAAAUUGUAAUUGAUUUGGGCACAGCCCUCGAGUAGAUACAUGUUGACUGAAAAACAACACUGAAAUGAACCUCAAGAAAUGUUCAGCAUUUUUCAAAACAGUGUAUGAAAGUCCAUAUUUUGGCAGCAUGAUGACUGGUUAACAGUACACUGUGAGAACCUCAACUAUAUUGUUGUGCUAGUACUUUGAUAUUUUCAGAACAAGGAUGCUUCUUUGUUAUGGGAAUUCUCAUAUGUUCUUUUGACAAGGGUCCAGACAGUCAACCUGAAACCAAUAAACCGAUCAAACAUC
Acanthochromis polyacanthus (spiny chromis) is the source of this 3900-nucleotide messenger RNA. RefSeq names its product mpv17-like protein. The record is from RefSeq and is a predicted model, not a curated record. NCBI's taxonomy places the organism in Eukaryota, Metazoa, Chordata, Actinopteri, Pomacentridae. The coding region runs from base 651 to 1274 and encodes 207 amino acids. Gene Ontology annotation, cellular component: cytoplasm; membrane. The transcript is spliced from 4 exons.